Molecule: messenger RNA, 1014 nt
Organism: Arabidopsis lyrata subsp. lyrata
Lineage: Eukaryota; Viridiplantae; Streptophyta; Magnoliopsida; Brassicales; Brassicaceae
Exons: 5
Coding region: 125-787 (220 amino acids)
Source: RefSeq, a predicted model, not a curated record
CCGACCCGGAUCCGGAAAAAGUGUUAUCUAAUAAACCCUUGACGACGUUCUUCCGCCGGAGAUUACACAGUUCGCCGCAAGACAUAGAGACAAAGUAGAGAGAUUUCACUGAGACGGUGUUGGAAUGGCUGAUCGAGAGAGAAGUGGAGGAGAUAGCAGCAGUGAAGAUGAAGAUCCCAAGUGGAAAGCUGCAAUCAAUUCGAUAGCCACCACCACCGUUUACGGCGCCUCCGCCACGAAACCCGCAGCUACUAAGCUAUGUGAAGAUGGAGAUUUUAGAAUCAAACCUAAAAAGCUAACACAUGGGCAGAUCAAGGUGAAGAACCUUUUGAAUGAAAUGGUGGAGAAGACUUUAGACUUUGUUAAAGAUCCUGUCAAUGUUCCCGAGGAUAAACCAGAGAAUGAUUGUGGAGUUCGUUUAUUUAAGCGGUGUGCAACUGGCAUAAUCUUUGAUCAUGUAGAUGAGAUUAAAGGACCCAAAAGGAAGCCUAAUUUACGCCCUGACAGAGGAGCCCAAGGAAACUCUAAAGAGUUUAAGAAACGAAUAAAAUCAAUUGCUGUUGAUGGGUUGGAUAUUUUAACUGCUGCUACGGAAGCGGCCAAGAAAGCCUCGGAUAGAUUAGAGGCGAAAGACGCGGCAGCAAAAGCUAAAGCUAAGAAAGAGGAAGAGAGAAUCGCAGAAUUGAAGAAAGUAAGAGGAGAAAAAUGGUUACCUUCUAUUGAAAGGGCAAUGAAAAAGGAAAUGAAGCGUAUCAAACAUACGGCAUGGAAGUCUGCAAUGUCGUGAAGAUCCAUGAGCUCUCUUCUUUUGAACUUAAUAUCAAUUUUGGAGUCUCAUUAAUUGAAGAAGAAACACAGAAUCAUUCACUCUUGGCUACAAAACUUUUACUGAAAGAAGAUUAUGAAAUUGUUAUGUAGAGUAGAGAGAUUAUUUGUUCUUGAUGUAGUGAGAGUGAAGUUCUUCAGAGAUGUUGUCAUCAUCGUCGUCUUUGAUCCAGACAAAAUCUUCUAAUC